Messenger RNA from Mus caroli (Ryukyu mouse), 1483 nucleotides. The record is from RefSeq and is a predicted model, not a curated record. NCBI's taxonomy places the organism in Eukaryota, Metazoa, Chordata, Mammalia, Rodentia, Muridae.
CAGGCAGCUCUGCAAAAGCUGAUGGAAAAUGAGAAAAGAUGUGAUGAAUGGCAGGAUGAUCUUCAGCAACAGAGAGCUGACUGGGAGAAUCAAAUACAGAGCAAUGUAGAAAACAUUCAGAGACAGUUUAAUGGACUAAGAGAGCUCCUGGACUCCAAGGAGAAUGAGAAGCUGCAGGAGCUGAAGAAAGAGAAGGAAGAGGUUAUGGAAAAGCUGGAAGAGUCUGAAAAUGAGCUAAGGGAGCAGACAGAGUUGGUGAGAGACCUCAUCUCAGAUGUGAAGCAUCAGUUGAAGCUCUCAACUAUGGAAAUGCUGCAAGGUGUAAAUUGUGUCCUGAGAAGGAGUCAGACCUUGAGACUGAAACAGCCCAAAAUGGUCCCCCCAAAAAGAAGAAGAAUGUUCCAAGCUCCAGAUCUGAAAGGCAUGCUGCAAGUGUAUCAAGGGCUCAUGGAUUUCCAGCAAUACUGGGUUCGUGUGACUCUACAAGAAAACAACCAGGAAAGCAUUGUCAUUAAUAUAAACAAAAGACAAAUAGGACAUAUGAGUAAAUACAGGAAGAAUAUUCAAGUUUCUGAGACGUACCAUUUGGGUGUACUGGGAUACCCAGCUAUUUCCUCAGGGAAGCAUUACUGGGAAGUUGACGUGUCUAGAAGUGAUGCCUGGCUCCUCGGAUUAAAUGAUGGAAAGUGUGCUCAGCCUCAAUUUCAUUCAAUGAAUGAAAUAAGCUUCAAAAUGCAACAUAAUUCCAAUGAUAAACAAAAUGUAAUGUAUCAGCCUAAAUAUGGCUACUGGGUUAUAGGGAUGAGGUAUAAGGUUGUAUACAAGGCCUUUGAUGAGUGUUCUAUCACCCACAAUUCCAGUGUCUUAGCCCUCUCUCUGUCUGGUCGUCCCAGUCGUGUCGGAGUUUUCCUGGAUCGGGAAGCUUGCACUCUCUCAUUUUAUGAUGUUUCUAACUGUGGAGCUCUCAUCUACAGGUUCUAUGACCCCUUCUUCCCUCCUACACUCUAUCCAUAUUUUAAUCCUAUGAAUUGUACAGGUCCUAUGAUUAUAUGCGGGCCACCCUCCUAAACCCUCACCUAUAUCUAUACAGUGCCCCCAUGUCUGGUCUAUCUUAUGUGCCACAGCACACUUGCAUCAUUCUAACUUUUUUUUUGUCUUAGGCCCUUUAUUUUAAUGACCUUCAUUUCUAACCACAAUCUACUGUGGAUUCAUUUCCUUGAUCCAGUUGCUUGUCUGCUCACAAGAUGAUUACUGUCAUUGGUUAUUUCCCAUAUUCCCAAAGAAAAUGGUUGUUCUCUCAUGAAGUGAAAUUGAGCCUCUGUUAACACCAUCUCUGUAGGAAAACAGUCAAAAGAAUGACUCAUGGUGAGCAAUGUCUUAGGGACCUGUAAGAGAAGCCGCAGAAUAAAAGAAAGAGGGCCUUUAACCUCAGGGACAUUUUGUUCCCUGGAUUGCUUUGGAUGUGAUUUUGUGUGUCCUGCAA